Molecule: messenger RNA, 552 nt
Organism: Arabidopsis arenosa
Lineage: Eukaryota; Viridiplantae; Streptophyta; Magnoliopsida; Brassicales; Brassicaceae
Source: the annotation of a GenBank genome assembly
AAUGUUGCAUAGCAGCAGUGACCACCAAGGAGCCCUUCAUACCUCACUUUCAUGGUGGCGCAGUGGCGGAUGGUGUCUUCCAAGAUAGUGCAGACUGGUCUGCCCCAGGUUCAGAUUCUGAAAGUGGUGAUUCAAACUCAGGAAGAAGAUGAGAAGCCCCCGGAUGAGAGACUCAAUUCCAGAAGGGCACAUGUCUAUAUAACUUUUACGGGCUUGGCCAAGUCCCCACGUCUUGUUGAGAUUGGUGAGCAUGUUGCACGCAAAGCUAUCAUUAGAAGAGUUAUCGAUGAUUCAGGAUACUUGACUCUUCAGGGUAAGUUUUGGAGUCUCCAGAGUGGAGAAAAAGCCGAGAGUUCUCAAAAACGACCUCGCUCAAAAGGACCUCGCAUUUUCUAGGUGUUUAGCCAUGGCUGUGUCUGCGUAAUGACAAGAUCCAUUUGAAGAUGUUUGAUCAGAUAAUAAGCCAAUAAGCUAUCUUGUGCGUUUGAACUGUUUAGGUGAAUUUGUUUUUGUGUUGUAUGUACUGUUUUUGAAUACAAGAAGUUAAGUUAU